This is a messenger RNA of Corticium candelabrum, 3429 nucleotides long. Its product is annotated as low-density lipoprotein receptor-related protein 4-like. The record is from RefSeq and is a predicted model, not a curated record. Lineage: Eukaryota; Metazoa; Porifera; Homoscleromorpha; Homosclerophorida; Plakinidae. Gene Ontology annotation, molecular function: hormone binding; protein binding. The transcript is spliced from 24 exons. Bases 59 to 3307 code for a protein of 1082 amino acids. Gene Ontology annotation, cellular component: signaling receptor complex; plasma membrane; apical plasma membrane. Gene Ontology annotation, biological process: receptor-mediated endocytosis.
UAGGUAAUAUUUUGUUUAGGGCACAACAGUUCCUGUCAGUUGCAUUCCGAAUAUCCACAUGUCUCGGUCCCUAUCGCUCUGGUUUCUCAUCGUGCUUCUUGCAACGCUGCUGACAAAAGGUGAAAGCUGCGUUGCCGCACAUGAGUUUGAGUGUAAAGUUAGCAAAAGAUGUAUCGCCGCAAAGUAUGUUUGUGAUAAAGUCUAUCAAUGUGGACCAGGAGAUACUUCAGAUGAACAAGAGUGUGAACAUCAUGAUCAAAGCUGCCAAGUAGGCCAAGUUACAUGUGAUGAUGGCGCUUGCCUUGAAAAACACUAUGAAUGUGACGGAGCUCGCGAUUGUAGUGAUGGUUCGGAUGAAUUUGACGAACGAUGCAAUCCACAACCAAAGUGUGGUGAAGAGGAGUUUGACUGUGGUCCAUCAGAUGAGUGUAUCAGCAAUAAUCGAACAUGCAAUGGUUUUCCUGACUGUAUAAAUGAAUCUGAUGAAGCUAAUUGUCCUACCGUCACCCCUGCGUUUCCUGGUCCUGUACCUGAACUCUAUUUUAUUCUUCACCAUCAAAUCCGCAAUACAACAGUUGAUGCAUCAAGGUAUGAUUUCUUUAAAGAUGGUCUAAACGAUCCUGAAGCUCUGGACUUCCACAUGUCAAAACGAAUGUUGUAUUGGUCAGACAAUUCUGAUGACAAGAUUUACAGUCUGUCACUUGACAACCCUGGACAAAUCAAAACUGUUGUAUCUGGUUCAAUUGGCAAAGUGGCCGGACUCUGUGUUGAUUGGAUCCACAACUACCUCUUCUGGACAGAUGACGAAAAGAAUACAGUUGAGCGCUAUGAUCUGACAUCUAAUAUACGAACCACCUUGGUGAACACAAACCUAGAUACUCCAAGAGGAAUUGUCGUUGACCCAUCAGAUGGACCAGGGUAUGUGUACUUUGGUGAAAGGGGUAAUAGUCCUCAGAUUGAGAAAAUGACCGUUGAUGGAGAGAACAGAAACGUGUUGGUGGAUGAUGGCGACGUAGUUGGAGAUCCUAAUGGACUAGUCAUAGACUUUGAGGAAUCUCGUCUUUACUGGGCUGAUAGCAAAGACAAAAGGAUUAUGAGCUGCAACCUAAAUGGCAAAGAUGCAAAGCCUGUCCGUUCAUCCCUUGGACAUCCAUUCGGACUUACCUUAUUAGGAGAUUGGUUGUUUUGGACUGAUUGGCAAGAAAAGAGUAUUAUUCGAAUGACAAAAGAAGGAAGCUACAUGACAACUGUACUUAACAACUUGUCUCCAGGAACAGUAAAAGAUAUUAAGAUACUUCAUCCACUACGACAGCAAGAUUCUCCUAAUCCACAUACUUCUACAACAAAGGCCACUCCCAAAAUUGAUACUUCAAAAAACAAUGUACUUCCGACAGCUAAUAACAUUAAAUCAUCACUCCCAGCAGAACCACACCCUUCCAGUGCAGUGGAGACACACAAAAACUCCGACUCGUCUUCUAACACUGGAUUGAUCGCUGGUGCAGUUGCUGGUGCAGUUGUUGUUGUAUUAGUUCUUGUAAUUGUGGGUUUAUAUUUGUUUACAAGAAAAAGGAAAGGAUCAACAAAUAUAACAACAACUAUUGACAACCCAAAUUAUGCUAAUACAGCAAGUCAGCACUUGGUACGGUCACGUCUUGGCAUGGGGGGCAUCUACAGUUACUGGACAUUUAUCUCCUUGUUUCUGCGAUCAAGCGCUUCGUUGAGCAAUGGAUGUAUCAAUGGACACGAAUAUACUUGUGACAACAGAAAUUGUAUCUCAUCCGUUCUUGUGUGCGACGGGCAUGACGACUGCGGCGACAAUUCAGACGAGAAUUGUAUCAGUCCGUCGGCUUGCAUGGCGAAUCAAGUUGCAUGUGACAAUGGUGAGUGCAUCGAAAGGGAGUGGGAAUGCGAUGGAGCACCAGAUUGCAAUGAUCACUCUGAUGAAGCAGACAGGAGAUGCGGUAGCAUCCAACCUACACCCAAAAACUGUAGGCUAAAUGAAUUCCAGUGCAAAUUUGGCAAAUGUAUUCCUCAGAAAUGGCAGUGUGAUGGAGCCAGUGACUGCGAUGAUGGAUCAGAUGAAAGCAAUUGCACAUACCCAACUGUCCCACCUGUACCUGGUCCUACACCGGUCAUCUUGUUUGCAUACCAUCAUCAGAUUCGAAACAUAACUGUGUCCGGUUCUCAUCAUGAUGUUUUUAUGAGUGGUCUUCAUGCUCCAGAGGCACUAGACUUCCACUUGAAAUUGCAAAUGGUUUAUUGGUCAGACAGCAUUGAAAACAAGAUCUAUGGUACUUCUCUUCAUGCACCUGGUCAUGCUGAAACUGUAGUAUCUACUGACAUCAAACUAGUAGCUGGAUUGUGUGUUGACUGGAUUCACAACUACGUUUUCUGGACAGAUCAUGAUCAAGGUCAAGUGGGACGAUAUAAUAUCAAUACCAAACAGAGAACAGUUAUAAUUAACACAGAUCUGGACCGUCCAAGAGGGAUAGCAGUUGACCCGAUGUCUUCACCAGGAUACGUUUAUGUUGGUGAUUGGGGCACUGUACCCAAAAUUGAGAAAGUGACUAUUGAUGGAACUAACAGAGUUACUCUGAUAGAUGAUGUCAGUAUUGUUGGCCAUCCAAACGGACUAGUUAUAGAUUACCAAGAAAACCGAUUAUAUUGGGCUGAUGGGAAGGACAGCCGAAUCAUGAGCUGUGAUCUUGAAGGGAAAAACGUUCAAAUUGUCCAGUCAUCACUAAACCGCCCUUUUGGACUAACUCUGUUAGGAGACUGGCUGUUUUGUACUGACCAUGGAGACAAUGCUCUUUUACAAGUGAACAAACACAGAAAAACCACGAGAACUGUCGUUUCACAACUAACUCAAACAGCACUCAAAGACAUCAAAGUGGUCCAUUCUUCACGUCAGCCAGUUGCAAACACUGUACCAACUCAGGCUGGGCCAAGACAACCAUCUUCAUUUGUACAAACAAAGUCAUCAAGAGUUAAAUCAUCGCCAUCGUCUGAUCAUCUUCACUCAGGGCUAAGCACAAGCAGUGACAAGACUGGAAUCAUUGCUGGCUGUGUUGGUGGACUUGUACUUGUGAUGAUAUCGAUCAUCAUCUUAAUUGUUGCUUGUUGGUAUUGCAAGAAGAGGAAACUUGGACUAAGUUUAGAUAACCCGCUCUACACCAAAUACAAUGAUAAUGCUGAGUCAGUUGUGGUCAACAUCAGCAAUAACAUUAAUGUGCCAGAUCUGGUGGAGCAUCAGAUUUUCCCUGCUGAAGGAGGCAAUAACCUGAAACCUAAGGGCACAGUCAUUUAAUUUAGAUAUGAUUUCUAUACACUGUUUAUUCUUUAACUAAUUCGCUGUAGAUUUCCUUACUCACUUUAUAGCUACUGUAUUCCGUAAUAAUGUAGUAAUGUAUAUGGUUCAGCUACAGACUA